Messenger RNA from Condylura cristata (star-nosed mole), 4365 nucleotides. RefSeq names its product synaptopodin (gene SYNPO). NCBI's taxonomy places the organism in Eukaryota, Metazoa, Chordata, Mammalia, Eulipotyphla, Talpidae. Gene Ontology annotation, biological process: modification of dendritic spine; spine apparatus assembly; positive regulation of actin filament bundle assembly. Bases 92 to 2146 code for a protein of 684 amino acids. Gene Ontology annotation, molecular function: actin binding. Gene Ontology annotation, cellular component: spine apparatus; stress fiber; Z disc. The record is from RefSeq and is a predicted model, not a curated record. The transcript has a single exon.
UCUCAGCCUGAAUCCCACUUCACUCCCGGAGCCAGGCCCUCCACGCCGCCCCGACUGCCUGAGCCCUGACAUACAGGUCCUUGACUCCAGCAUGGAGGGGUGUUCAGAGGAGGCCAGCUUGCUGCGGCACCUGGAGAAGGUAGCCAGUGAGGAAGAAGAGGUGCCACUGGUGGUUUACUUAAAGGAGAAUGCGGCCCUGCUGACGGCCAAUGGGCUCCACCUGUCCCAGAACCGGGAGCCCCAACAGGCCCCAGCAACCCCACCUGAGGCUGAGGUCCCCAGCCCGGUUGCAGAUGUCAACCAGAACCUUUCCUCACACCAUGACACAGUCAUCACACUGGCUUCUAACAGCAGCCAUGGCCUGCCAGCCACUGAUGUCAACCAGAACCCACCAGUGACUGUCACCCCGCUUUCCAGUACCCCACAGAAUUCUGCAGGGGCACAACUCCCUCCAAAUGGCAUGAUUCCAGACUCCAAGUCCAGCACCCUAUGUGCUAGCGGGCAGCCCCAGGAGCUGGGUGCAGAGGUGAGAUCAAGCACACUCCUUGUGGAUAAGGUCUCCACACCGCUUAGUGCCACCAGCACCUUCGCCAAAGAAGCCACUCCCAUCUCCAGCUUCGGGACCCCAGUUCCAGAUUACAUGACCAGUUCCCUGCUUAUCGAUGUGCAGCCCAACGCCCCAGUGGUGUCUGCAGAACAAGAGACAUCUGGGCGGACAGCUGCCACCACACCCACCAGGCUGUACAGUGAGGUCCACCUCACUCUGGCCAAGCCCCAAUCAGUGGUCAACAGGACAGCCCGCCCCUUUGGCGUGCAAGCACCGGGGGCCCCCAGCCAGAUGGAGCGGAGCCCCAUGGUAGAGAGAAAACAUGUGGUAGCCCCAGCCCCCCAUCCCUCCACUGUGCCAGAUAGGAGCCCUCGGCCACAGAGACACGUCAUGUCAUCCCACAGCCCCAUGGUGGAAAGGAGGCCAGUGGCUCAGCGAAGCCCUGCCUUGGAGAGACGCCCCUUGGGGAACUUCACCCCGCCCCCCACCUAUGCUGAGACCUUGUCCACAGCCCCCCCAGCUUCCCGAGUUAGGUCUCCCCCCUCUUAUUCUGCUCUGUACCCCAGCUCUGACCCCAAGCAUUCUCAUCUGAAAGGCCAGGCAGUGCCCACCAGCAAGACGGGCAUCUUGGAGGAGUCGAUGGCCCGCAGGGGCAGCCGCAAGUCAAUGUUCACCUUUGUGGAGAAACCCAAGGUGACCCCGAAUCCAGACCUGCUGGAUCUGGUGCAGACAGCCGAUGAGAAGCGGAGACAGAGGGACCAGGGGGAGGCAGCCGGGGAGGAAGAGCCCUUUGCGCUGGGGGCCGAGGCCUCGAACUUCCAGCAGGAGCCUGCGCCGAGGGACAGGGCCAGCCCUGCAGCGGCCGAGGAGGCUGUGCCGGAGUGGGCCUCAUGCCUCAAGUCACCACGCAUCCAGGCCAAGCCGAAGCCCAAACCCAACCAGAACCUCUCUGAGGCCUCCGGGAAGGGGGCUGAGCUCUAUGCCCGCCGCCAAUCCCGCAUGGAGAAGUAUGUCAUUGAGUCUUCUGGUCACACCGAACUGGCCCGCUGCCCUUCACCCACUAUGUCCUUGCCUUCAUCCUGGAAAUACUCUACCAGUGCCCAGGGCGGCUUCCGAGUGGCAUCCCUAAGUCCAGCUCGGACUCCGCCUGCCUCCCUCUACCACGGCUACCUGCCUGAGAAUGGGGUCCUGCGUCCAGAGCCCACCAAGCAGCCACCCUACCAGCUGCGGUCCUCGCUCUUUGUCCUGUCUCCCCUCAAGGAGCCUGCCAAGGCCUCCCCAAGAGCGGCCUUGUCCAGAGCCGCCUCCCCAUCCAAGCCGAGCUCCCUGGACCUGGCGCCCAGCCUGCCCAAGGCAGCGCUUCCUCCGUCUCCAGCCCUGCCUCGGCCCUCCCGCUCCUCGCCCAGCCUCUACUCGCUGCCCAGCCAGGACGGCCUGCAGCCAGCCACCGUGAGCCCCACCUACAGCAGUGAUAUCUCCCCAGUGUCUCCCUCCAGGGCGUGGUCUCCCCGAGCCAAGCAGGCCCCCAGGCCUUCCUUCUCCACUCGGAAUGCAGGGAUCGAGGCUCAGGUGUGGAAGCCUUCCUUCUGCUUCAAGUAACGCACCCCAUAGAGACCCCACUGCCCGUCAGUGCCCCCCUCCGGGCCUGGAUGUAGAGCAGAUGUGGCAGAAAGUGGCACAGGGCUGAGAGGCAGGAGAAGGGGGACUCAGAACUUCAGAUCUGAGGGGACACUAGCUAGCUUUGUGACAUGGGGCCAGUCACCUCCCCUCUCUGAGCUGUAGCUGCCCCUUCCCAACUGCGAACUGAGCUCCGUAUUUGGGAUCUGAAGUCUUAGGCCAGGUGGGGAGGGGCAUCAUGGGAGAGAACAUCCUUGGCAGGCCCAAGUGGGGCUGAGUGACUCCCUCUGGCCUUUGUGAGCUGUGGGGAUGCCAGCAUCUUGCUGGGGAGUGGCCAAAAGGGGAUCUGACCAGUUUCUAGAGCCCACAGAGCCCGCCAGAACCUGUGACCCAGCCAGCCAAGGAAGGGGUCUGCCUCUCAGCUGCUCCAGGGCAGCCUCCUCAUCGUGGUCCUGCUCCUGGCAUCUUUCUGCCUGUCGUUGGAUUCUCACCACCAUGGGUCUGUCUCUUCCGCCUCUGCCUGUGGAUAUUCCUCUCGGCUGCUUCAGAGAACUUUGCCUCGGCCUCCACGUUUUCUCCUCCCCUGUGUUCUUCUGCUGGAUGAGGACUCAGCCCGUUACUGCUGUCCGACGCUUUUCUUUCUGCCCCUUCUGCUCCGCUGCCUCAGUGCCCUCUGUAAACAUCUGGCUCCACUCUAGGGACAGCUAAAGCUCCCUAGACUCCACCCUGACUCCACCUGGCUGGCCCUCGUGGUUCCGGAGUGUGGGAGGGCCCAGGGGACCUCCGAGAGGCCAUCACUGGAGGAGGGUGUGCAAGCGUGAGGGUGCGGCUCGUUAGGGGCUCCCAGCAGUAUAUUGCUGCCUGUGUUGGCUGCAGCUUGACCCAAGAUCUGCUGGACUAAGUGCAGCUUCUCUGCACAGUGGAAAGGGCCACAGGGAGAGAGGAGCACGAGGAAGGGUCUGGUCCUGUCUCAACCUCCCAUUUGCUUUGUGGCCUUGGCCAAGUCCCCUUCCCUUCCUGGAGCUCAGUUUUUUCAUGUAUACAGUGAGGGCCCUUCCAGGCCCUAACAGUGUGUGAGGAGUGGGAAGACAGGCUGGUGCUUCGGGAGAAAGGCCUUGUAAGUGAUAAACCCUGGUAAGACAGGAAAGGAAAUGGGCUGUUGCCCUAGGAGAGCUGGAGAUUAGAUGUCUUAGGGCUUGUUUAUUCCUGGGAGGGUGUGGCUGGGAUGGGCUGUGGCAGGAGGCCGAGAAACAGAAAGCCUAGGCUGGAGGGGCUCCACGCAGGGUUGUCUGCAGACAGUGGGAACAGGUGAGGUCCAGGGCAGGAGCUCAGCAGCUCUGUGGGAAGGGAUGAAGGAGUUCUUCAGGUGCUGAGGAGAAGACUGGACUAAGGAGAUCUGGAUGCUAACAGUCCCUAUGUGUAUCUUUGGGACUCAGUUGCUCCAUUUCUACAGUGAGGGUGUUGAAUCAGCUUGUCUGAGAUCUUUACCACCUCUGACACCUUUGAUGUGAUACAGCCCCCCACCCCCAAACCAGGUUUUGUGGGGGUUGGGGUGUGAGAAUUACAGACUCUUGAGGCAGGAUUCAGAUGGAAGCUUCCCAAGGUGGGGGGGCUGAGCACCACCCACUUCCUCUUUCCCAGGCCUAUUUCUGGGCUCCCUAGUGGGGCAAGGGGUGGUGGAGGCGGUCCCCAUGCUGGGCUGAGCCUGCAGUUUUCGUGAGCUCUGGGCGCGUCUCCAUGGGAACAGGGGUGCCUUCCCAGUGAGCUCAUUCUGCCCAGAACUCGGGGGCGUGCGUGGGGGAGUUGUGAGUGAGCUCAGUUCCUCCAUGCCAGCCCCUCCCAGCACGAGUGGGGUCCCUGUCCUGAACCCUGGGUUGCCAAGUUCCUCCAGGGCCAGCCAAGGAAAAGCCCACCUCCAUCCUGCAGCUCCCCGGCCAAGCUGGCAGAAGGCUUCCCUGACUUUGUUUUCUCUCCUGUCCUCAAUACACUCUGCCUCAAAUCUGUCUUGCUUCUUUCUUCCGCGCUCGCUGGCUGGUGGUCUGGAUACUGAUGGGGCCCCUUCUCCCUCUCGGAUCUGGGACUGCAGGUGGCUGUGUGAAGGCGAGUCAUCAGCCUGCGGUGGGUCUGGUGGUGCCAGGACGGCUGGCUGGGAGGUGGGGGCUGUGACUCUGCCCAGGUCAGCACUUAGGGAAUCAGUCCUU